This is a messenger RNA of Theileria equi strain WA, 1374 nucleotides long. RefSeq lists its product as hypothetical. Bases 1 to 1374 code for a protein of 457 amino acids. The transcript has 2 exons. The record is from RefSeq and is a predicted model, not a curated record. Lineage: Eukaryota; Apicomplexa; Aconoidasida; Piroplasmida; Theileriidae.
AUGAAGAUUCUUGUAAUACUUUGUAUAGCCUAUAUUACAAGGCUCUGUAGUUGUGAAGGUUUAGAUGACAUAAUUGCCAAGUUUGAUGGUGACGUAACCAAAGCUCAGAGACUCAUAGAAGAGACCAAAUCGACUUUAAACGGUGCUGAAAAGGUACUUGAAGAGUAUACCAAAGCUUGUACAAAGAUACAAAAUGCUAAAAAAGAAGAGACAGAGAAAACUAUAAAGGCUUUUGAAGUCGCAAGACAGGCUUUAGAACCCCUGGAAAAACUUGAUGAAGGUAAUCAUGAACAAUCAUUGGGGACUACUCCAAUAGACGCUAAACCGGAAGUAGUUGAACAGACUGCUGUUUCUUCAGGUGAGGAUUCUGGUGGCUCAGAUGUAUCCUUACAUGAACUUGCAGAUGGUAAGCCUACUAAUGAUGCUAAAGUAAAAUCUGCUACUAAUCCUGAUACUCAACCUCCUGUUCCUUCUCAAUCUCCUGAAGCUAUUCAAGCUGCUCUUACCGCUACUGCUUCCGGAGGACCUCAAGCUCAACCUACUCCUGAAGCUUUUCUUAAAGCUACUCAAGGUCAUGUUCGAGGAUCUCCUAUUCCCUCUGUACCCACAGGGUAUUUUUCACAUCCUCCUCUUCCUAGUGCUGUUAAAGGAUCUCAUAUUCCUUCUGCAUAUACAGAAUAUCUUGCUCCACCACCUCUCCCUUAUCCUAAUGUUGAAGGUCAUGCUAUUCAAUCUGAAGGACUCUCUGGAGAUAUAGGGUAUUUCCCAACACCUCAAUUUCAACCAUAUUCUGGUGAUGGACAUAUUGAUACCGUUUCUAUUGAUCCACCUCUACCUCAUCUUUAUAGUUCUGCUGGUCUAUCUGGUCUUAAGGGAUAUACUACUGAUGUACAUGCAGGAUACCUUCCAUCACAUCCUCUUGCUUCCACUGCUCCCAGCCCACCUUUUAGUGAAACUGGAGCAUCUCCUGGUGAAGGAUCUCCAGCUCCUCAGGAUGUUAGUACUCCCGUUACUUUAAACCUUGACAAGCCAGACGACUCCAAGAUAGAUACGACAAAAAAUGAGGAAAAUAAUGGAGUAAAGCAUACUAUAUAUUCUCCGAAGAAAGACUAUCAUAUAUCUUCAGUUGUUGAUGCUGGUAAGGAGUUGUGGAAGAAGGCUGAAGGUUAUCAAAAGUUUCUAUCUGCAAAAUUAUCGACAAAGGAAAAUAAAACUCUACUUCUAAUCUCUCUUGAAAGUGGUUAUGUGUACUUUGAAAAGAAUGGUAAUGCAUGGAAGGAGAUAAAGCAGGAGCAAUUUUUAAAGGAUCUUCACGAAAUGAGAGGGCCGGGAUCACCUACUUCCACUGUAGCAUCUUCUCAAGCGUCUCAAUAG